CCCGCCACACCACCUCUCGGACCACAACAUUGUUUGACCAAACCACCACUCGCAGUCGCAGUCCAAAACCCUCGCUCUCUUUCUCUCUCUCUCUCUCUCUCUGAUCCAAAAUCGGAUCACGUAGAAUCCAAUUCUCUAUAUUCUGAGAUCCCCAAUUUCGCGUUCUCACUGAAUCAUCUAGAAUACCCAAGGAGAUCGUAUAUUUUUAGGCUUUUUGUUUCGAGGAAUCGAUGAAGGUGAAACCGGAGUCGUGUUUGGGGGACGACGUGUGGCCGCCGGGGUUUCGGUUCCACCCAACCGACGAGGAGUUGGUCCUGUACUAUCUGAAGAGGAAGAUCUGUGGGAAAAAACUCAAGCUCGAUAUCAUCCGCGAGACCGACGUUUACAAGUGGGAGCCCGAGGAAUUGCCCGCACAAUCUAUACUGAAAACCGGAGAUAGGCAAUGGUUCUUUUUCAGUCCAAGAGAUAGGAAGUACCCUAAUGGAGGAAGGUCAAAUAGGGCAACCAGAAAUGGGUAUUGGAAAGCAACAGGAAAGGAUCGUAGCAUUGCAUGCAACUCUCGGACGGUUGGAGUGAAGAAGACCCUGGUUUUCUAUAGAGGUCGUGCACCUAGUGGGGAACGCACCGACUGGGUGAUGCACGAAUAUACUGUGGAUGAGGAGGAGCUUAAGAGAUGCCAGAAUGUACAGGAGUAUUAUGCACUCUACAAGGUUUUCAAAAAAAGUGGACCUGGUCCUAAAAAUGGGGAGCAAUACGGGGCACCAUUUAAAGAAGAAGACUGGGUUGAUGAUGAAUGUCCAGAUUUUAACAAUUCUACUGAUAGGGAUAUAUCGGUGAAGCAACUCAUUGAAGUUACUUCUGUCACUGAUGUGAGAAUCAAUGGUCAAUUCCAGUCUACAUUAGAUGAAUUUGAGGAGUUCCUUGGGGGAAUUGCAGAUGAGCCUGUGCUUGACCAGCCACAAAUCAAUGAUUCUGCUCACAUCCUAUAUCAGGUUGGCGAGGAAGACACACAAAGUACUAUGGUGGAUCCAUCCUCCAAGGAAGUUAUCACUGCUGAAGCUUUAAGAGUGCUGCACCCAAGUGGUCAGCUGUAUGACGUGCAGGCCAGCUUUGGCUAUACACAGUCAACUACUUCUCAAUUGCAAUUUUACGAGACGCCUGAGAUUACAUCUGCCCCCAAUCUUCAUAAACCUGAACCUCUCAUAAUACAAGAAGAGGACUUCCUGGAAAUCGAUGAUCUGAUUGGUCCUCAACCUAGUUUUUCAUCAGACAAUGACAGAACUGUGGAGAACUUGCUGUUUGAGGAGCCUGAUGGAUUAAGCGAGUUUGACUUAUUCCAUGAUGCUGCCAUGUUUCUUCAUGACAUGGGGCCAAUAAGUCAGGCAAUUGCAGAUCCAUAUGCGAAUAUCCUUGAGAAUAAUACUCUAAACCAGUUUGAUUAUCAGUUGCAACCCAAUCUAGAUGGUGCUGGUCAGAUUGACAAUCAACUGUGGACACACGAUCUAAGAAGAAACAUCAAUACUUCAGCAGAAUCAAAUCUGGGUUCUUUUUCUCUACCUCCCUCAGGUGUUGUAUAUGAAUCUACCAAUUUUCCUAUCCAAGAAAAUCAAAAUCAAAAUGGCAAUGAGGGCGGUGGUGCUGCGGGUGGGUUCUCUUCUGCACUGUGGUCAUUUGUGGAGUCAAUACCCACUACUCCUGCAUCAGCUGCAGAGAAUGUUUUGGUGACUCGGGCUUUUGAGCGAAUGCCUAGCUUCAGUCGGCUGAGAGUGAAUGUUAAAAGCACAACAGUUUCUGCUCGCAAUAGUACUGAAACUAUAAGGAGGGCAGGUAGUAGAUGUAAGGGAUUAUUGUUCAUUUCAGUUAUUGGAGUGUUGUGUGCCAUCUUGUGGGCGCUGAUUGGAACUGUGAGACAAUCGGGGACACGCAUAUCCCCAUGAAUAUAAAAAUGGGAAGUUUUCUGCUAUUUUUAUUCCUGCCAUUGCCGGAAUUAGUAGAAUGCUCAGCAUAUUGUGAAAAUAAGGAUUUCAUACUUCUCUGUGAAUUUUGAAUGUAAAGGGUGGAUUUUAGUAGCAAUGUCAGAAGGAAAUAUAUCUAUAGUUUUUGCUUAUAA
Molecule: messenger RNA, 2110 nt
Organism: Alnus glutinosa
Lineage: Eukaryota; Viridiplantae; Streptophyta; Magnoliopsida; Fagales; Betulaceae
Product: NAC domain-containing protein 17-like
Exons: 5
Coding region: 231-1937 (568 amino acids)
Biological process (GO): regulation of DNA-templated transcription
Molecular function (GO): DNA binding
Source: RefSeq, a predicted model, not a curated record